AUGAGUACGACCAUUGAAAGCGGAUACGACAAAAAGAAACAAACGACGACGCAAGAACGUAACAAAUCACAAAUUAGUGAUUUGAGGAAAUAUAACAACUGGGUGAAAGCAUGUUUAAUACAUGAAUAUGUCCAAGAGAACACAACUGUCUUGGACUUUUGCGGAGGGAAAGGUGGAGAUAUUCAGAAGUUUGAUAACUCGAAGGUGAAGCAUUUAGUGAUAGCGGACUUGUCGACGGUCUCAUUGGAACACGCGAUGGAACGUAUAAAGAGUCGAACGAACAAAUUGUCGUUUGACUGUCAAACUGUUCCCGGGGACUGCUUUGCACAAGACUUUGUAGGGAAACUUCCCGAUUUAGAUUAUGACGUUGUAUCGUGUCAAUUUGCUAUUCAUUAUUCCUUCUCAUCGCCGGAGACUGCACGACAAGCGAUUGAGAAUGUGACGAGUCGAUUGAAGGUAGGGGGGAUCUUUUUAGGGACGACAGUGAAUGCGUAUCGAGUUGUGAAAAAGCUGCGGUGUGUGCCUGGGACGUCCUUUGGGAAUGGGUUAUUCAAAAUAGAAUUUGACAAAGCCGUUGAUAAAGAGCACAUCCCGAUCUAUGGCGCUCAGUACAAUUUUAAGUUGGUUGAUGCGAUUGAGGAUUUGCCCGAGUUCUUAAUCCCUUUUUGUGAGUUCCACAAGAUCUGUGAGGACUUUGGGCUUCGACUUGUUGCGUUGUGGGAUUUGAACCAAUUCUAUCAUGACUGGAUUCAUAAGGAAGAAUACAAAAAGUUGUUUGAGUCGAUGACUAAAGGGUCUGUGAGGAUGGAACAAUGGGAGAUUAUUGGGUAUUACAACGCUUUUGUCUUUCAAAAGGUGAAGUGA
Messenger RNA from Entamoeba invadens IP1, 864 nucleotides. RefSeq names its product mRNA cap guanine-N7 methyltransferase, putative. Gene Ontology annotation, biological process: 7-methylguanosine mRNA capping. Gene Ontology annotation, molecular function: mRNA 5'-cap (guanine-N7-)-methyltransferase activity. NCBI's taxonomy places the organism in Eukaryota, Evosea, Mastigamoebida, Endamoebidae. Gene Ontology annotation, cellular component: nucleus. The record is from RefSeq and is a predicted model, not a curated record. The coding region runs from base 1 to 864 and encodes 287 amino acids. The transcript has a single exon.